Archocentrus centrarchus (flier cichlid) is the source of this 4549-nucleotide messenger RNA. It is a transcript of the gene fbxl3a, whose product is annotated as F-box and leucine-rich repeat protein 3a. Gene Ontology annotation, molecular function: protein binding. Bases 271 to 1587 code for a protein of 438 amino acids. NCBI's taxonomy places the organism in Eukaryota, Metazoa, Chordata, Actinopteri, Cichliformes, Cichlidae. The transcript is spliced from 5 exons. Gene Ontology annotation, cellular component: mitochondrion. The record is from RefSeq and is a predicted model, not a curated record.
CUGCUGUCACAACAACAUUUCGCCAUUUCGGGUUUGGAGGAGAUGAGAAGAGGGGCGCUCUGUAACUCCCGGGAAGGAUUUAGGUCAGCCGAACGGAGGUGCGGGUUUCUUCAUUGAAAACAUUUCUGGCUCUCUGUUCUCGAGUUUCCGAUGUGUGUUCCCCGGCUGCUGCGGAUGAGCUUUUCCAGCGUCGGCCCGGGCUGAAGACGCGAGGCAGAGUCGGAUUUUCCCGCUAGCAGCUACUGAGCUAGCUGUGUGUAAACAACAAGGAUGAAACGGGUGAGAGGAGGAGAGGAGGGAAGCGAUGACUCCUCCAGUGAGAGCCCACCGGAGGCUUGCAAGAAGGUGCGGAAACAGAUGAGCGAUGAUUCGGAGGCAAAUGUGGCCGGUGAGUCACUAGACUGUGACUGGGCACGGCUGCCUCAGGAGCUCCUGCUGCACAUCUUCCAGUACCUGCCGCUGCUGGACCGAGCUUAUGCCUCUCAGGUGUGCCGUGGGUGGAACCAAGCUUUCCACAUGCCUGAGCUGUGGAGAUGCUUUGAGUUUGAGCUUAACCAGCCAGCUAGCUCUUACCUGAAAGCCACACAUCCAGACCUCAUCAAGCAGAUCAUAAAGAGGCACUCCAAUCACCUGCAGUAUGUCAGUUUCAAGGUCGAUAGUAGUACGGAAUCUGCAGAGGCAGCUUGUGACAUUCUUUCACAGUUGGUGAAUUGCUCACUGAAGACCUUGGGCCUCAUCUCUACAGCCAGGCCCAGUUUCAUGGAGGUUCCAAAGUCUCACUUCAUCUCAGCUCUGACUGUGGUGUUCGUCAACUCCAAAUCGUUGUCUUCGCUGAAGAUUGAUGACACACCAGUUGACGAUCCAUCUCUGAAGGUGCUGGUGGCCAACAACAGCGACACCCUGAAACUGCUUAAAAUGAGCAGCUGCCCUCAUGUCUCCCCUGCAGGAAUCCUGUGUGUGGCAGACCAGUGUCACGGGCUCAGAGAGCUAGCGCUAAACUACCACCUCCUGAGCGAUGAACUCCUGCUGGCCCUCUCCUCGGAAAAACACGUCCAUCUGGAACACUUGCGAAUCGAUGUGGUGAGUGAGAACCCUGGGCAGCACUUCCACACCAUCAAGAAGAGCAGCUGGGAUGCCAUGGUGCGACACUCGCCCAAAUUCAACCUGGUCAUGUACUUCUUCCUUUAUGAGGACGAAUUCAGCCCCUUCUUUAAUGAGGAAAUUCCGGUCACGCACCUCUACUUUGGGCGCUCAGUCAGCAAAGAGGUCCUGGGCCGAGUGGGCCUCCACUGCCCUCGUCUGGUGGAGCUGGUUGUGUGCGCCAAUGGCCUGCGUCCUCUGGACGAGGAGCUGAUCCGCAUUGCCAAGCACUGCACCCAGCUGUCAGCCAUUGGUCUGGGUGAGUGUGAGGUGUCCUGCAGUGCAUUUGUGGAGUUUGUCAAAAUGUGUGGCCGCAGGCUGUCCCAACUGUCCAUCAUGGAGGAGGUGCUGAUUCCGGAUCAUAAAUACUCCCUGGAUGAGAUUCAUUGGGAGGUGUCGAAGCACCUGGGCCGGGUCUGGUUCCCAGACAUGAUGCCGACCUGGUAGGGAGUGAAGCCAGUGCUCAGAGUUCAGUAUGUCGGGUUUGGGGUGUGGAACAAUCAUUGCCUCCAUGUUUGCACUGAAAAGCCUUUAAUUACUCGGCUGGAAAGUUCGGUGACAACACAGAGAGCACAAACUCGCUGAACUCCCGUUAGCAGGGCAGGGAUGUAAAUGUGGCAUCUGACUGCAGCACAAUGUUAUCGCGUUAUCAUGCAAACACGACAGAAUUCCUGCUCUGCUUAAUCCGGAGAUGGAAUUCAGCAAGCUGGCUUCCUCCCACAGAAGAGCAGGUGGAAAUUCAACUAAAAAAAAGCAAUGUUUUUAUAACUGUAAAUAAAGUUAUAUGGACAUUAUAGCCUGGUUAUGAUAAUCGGUAUUAUGAGAGGGCAUGUGUGCAUGCAUGUGUGGGUGGGUGUUAACGUGUUUUUCACCAUUGAGGAGUAAAUUGGGACAAUUAGGUGCACAAUUGCAUGUUGUUACGCUGCCACUUGACCUACAUAAAUCUAGUCUGAGAUAGCAGCUCUGCACUCUGUAACACAAUAUGGCAUUUGGCCACAUGGUUAUCUGUACAUAGGAUGUGACAGAAGGUGUUUUGUCAUGUGUAGCUGAAUUUUGCAGAAGAGUAGCUGGCUCCUACACCUCGUUUCAACCCAAUUUAAAGUGCAGCGAUAGUGUUGACAACAACUUGUUUGUCCUCCUCGCCCGAGGAGCUCAAAUUGUGUCUCACAAAAAACACGAUCGCUGAACAAGCUGAAGUUGGUUGAGAGAAACAGAACUGUGUACAUAGGUCUCUAUAUUUGUGGUGUGAAGGUGUAGAGUGUUGAUUGGUGUCCUUUUUCCCCCUCCAUCAAACAUAAAUCAUUUUUUUGUUUUGGAAAAAGGUUUUUGUACAGUCAGAUUUCCUAAGCACCUUAUAUGAAAACCAAAUGAUAGGACACACCAGGUCCUUAUGACCAAAUAUGGUGAUUAUUCAUACUGUACUUGGCUCUGUUGACUCAGAUCCCAAGUACAGCAUAUUGAAGUUAAUAAGCUCUAAUUACUGAGUAAAACAAUCAAAUAAUUCUAUGUAAAUAGUGCACAGAAAUGUCUGAAUUUGGAGGUAGAGAUCAGUGCUCUCAGUUCUUCAUGCUCAGAUUGCUUUGUAAUCAUUCAGUAGACUAGUCAUUAUGGCUGUUAGCUUACCAUGCACAUUGGAAAUGCAAAUCCAAUCCAUUUGUGUUUCUCAGAUGCAUUAAAAUGAAAAAAUAUUUUCUACAUAAGUUUCAUUUGUAUCUUCUGCUAUUUGCCUGUUGAAGCUCUAAACCCCGGCCUUCUGUUGUGAAUAUCUGCCCUUCCUAUUAGUCCACAUUUUUCUCUGUAUUGUGCCAUCACAUCUCACAUACAGGAGAGGAAGCAGUAUUCACCUUUACCAUUAUAAACACCGUCUGCAGAUUUUUCUAGUGCUCCUGUCCCAAACAUCCAUUCAUUUCAGUUUAAAGAGGUUUGGCAAGUCAGAUGAGUGAAACGGAGUUGUUUUUCCUUUAAGAGGGAAGUCAGAUGCAUCUGUAUAUAAAACGCUGUGUGUUUUGAUUAUUCUGAAUAGAAAUGUAUUUCUUUAUUUCGCCCUCUGUCAGGGUUUGAAGUUUCCUUAACCGAUUGCUCGUGUCUUUUAUAAAACCAGAGUGCAAAUUAUCCUUUACUAGAUGGAUCUUUUUCAUACUAUAGCCACUAGAGAAGUUAAAGCUGUGUAAUUUAUUGAUAUGGAUUCUGCUUUUGUAAUGAGUUUGUUUUUCAGUUAUACAGAAGAAGCAAGCAGAGCAGCAGAGAGGUUUUUCUUUGUUUAGUUGAGACACACUGACCUGCUGUCACCACGGUUUUGUGGCAUGCAGGUGGUCCUAAUGUUUUGAGUCCACUGCCACAUACUCCCCACAUAGUCCCUGGAGAGAUUUUAGGAUUUUUUUUUUUUCUGCAGAGGAAUACGAAUACCUUUUUAUUAGUCCUACAAUGGGGAAAUUACAGUCAACAGCUAAGGAAUGCCAUUUAAUCUCUGUGAGGUCCAAUGUAAGAAAACACUCAAUAAAAAUCCCUAGCAGUGGUUGGAUGGCAUUUCAUACAUUAAAUAAUUAGCCAUGAAUUAAAAUCAAACCUUUAGAUAUGUAUGUCUGUAUGUUAUUAAAAGGUAUUUGUGCAUAUAUAUGAACGAUGUCAAAGUUUUUGGUAGUGGACAAACUUUAGGACAGUGCUGUGUGUUGUUUCUGCCAGAUUUCAUUCCUUUUUAUCUACGUUUCAUUUCAUGUAGGAUAAAACUGAGACAGUUAUUGCAGGCGGUGCAAAAGCUUCUUGGUAUUAUUGAAUGAAUAUAGUCUCUGUAUUCACUGAAGUAGAAGAUACCUGUGCUGAUUGUGCUCAUGUACAUUAGCAUCUUAAUGGUACAGUAACAUAUCUCCUGGUUAUUUUAUUUCAGAAUUUGUGCAGUGCAUUAAACAGCGGCCCUGUUUCCACUCAGCGUACCUAGUUUAUCCUGUUCUUUGUAUUUGCUUUUAUUGGAACAUUCAGCUGGAAAAAUGAAACACUUCACAUCGUCACCUGGUUAAAAUAAUGGCCCAAGUCUUUUUUUUUUUUUUUUGCCUAAAUCGUAUUUUUGAUGUUUCUUUCAGUUUUUUUGUCUUUUGUGAAAAACCUGGAAAACAAAAAAAAAAGAUUUAGGCCAUUAUUUUAACAAGGUGAUGGCAGGGUAACUGUUGACUGAGAGGGAGCAUUAUUUAACUUUGAUCAUAAGUACGCCUCUGGUCUGUAACCAUUAUUUCAACUUCUUUAUUUACGGAGUACUCCUGGUUUAUUCGGCGUUAGCUGGUGUUAAAUGCUCUCUAGUUUUGCUUCUGUACGGCAAAAGCUUUGUCUACUUUGCUUUACUGGUCACCUGUCUUGAAAUUAAAAUUAUUGUUUUGGACAUGUGAUCUCACACUGUAAUAAAAAAUUUGUGAAUGUA